Molecule: messenger RNA, 2602 nt
Organism: Rubroshorea leprosula
Lineage: Eukaryota; Viridiplantae; Streptophyta; Magnoliopsida; Malvales; Dipterocarpaceae
Source: the annotation of a GenBank genome assembly
GGGUUUUUGCGUCACCUCCCGCCGACGACUCCAAAACACUACGCCUUCUGAUAAUGGGGAAGCAAUUCGCAACAAAACGAGGAUUGAAGAGGCACAAGACACCAGAUAGAGUUGACAGCAGAAAACAUGUAAAAAAGAGUCAACAUGUCAAGGAAGAUGAUACUCGUGCCGACUCUCCAGGAGAAUCAUACAGGGAAGAAUCUAAUGAUGAUGAAGCUUCAGAAGAAGUAAUCUAUAAAGAGCCAACUGUUUAUGAUAAAUUAUUGAUGAAACUUGGGUCGCACAAUAGAUCUGUUGCUGAUGCAUAUAACAAGAGACAAAGACAAGAAGAAGGAAAUAGUGACACAGAAGAAGAUGAAACUGAGGGCUCUGAAUCUCUUAGUGUGUCAAAUGAGGAAGAUGGUGAAGAAGAAACUGAUAAUGAAUCUCCCGGACUUCAAGAGCCUAUCACUUUCGAAGAUGCUGAAACUGACAGUGAUGUUGAGGCCUUUGACACUGAUCAGGACGAUGACAUUAGUGUUAAUGGCCUAUCUACUACUGAUGACUCUGCAGGCACCAGCUCUUUUAGCAAGCAUGUUGGGUACGUGUUGUCAAAAGGAGAGGCUGAAGAAUUGUCAAACAAGAAAUGGAAGUAUACGUGGGAAGUGCCUGCCUUCGACAGAUCAAAUGGCAAGUGGAUGGGAACAGGAGAGUGUUUUCUGAAGGAUGCUGACAUGAUCCCUAAUUAUGGUCUCAAGCAAAAGUUGUAUAAGCACUGGUUGGAUGUCUACAGGACAUGUGGGGGCAAUGACUUCAAUUCAUCUAGGCAGAGAUGGUUUUUUUCACUUUGUAACAGCUAUCGGGACAUUCUGCAUGGUAACAAGAAGCCCUUCUAUCACAAAGGCCUGGAAGAAGACUCACAGAUCAUGGAUGCAUAUCUCAUGCAUUCUCUCAAUCACAUAUUCAGAACUAGAGAUCUUGUGACAAAGAAUGAUUCAAAAAUAAGCAAGUAUCAAGAGAGUGCAAAGGAAGAAAUCCCUCCUGGUGAUGGUUUCCUUGAUCAAGGGUUUACUCGUCCUAAGGUUUUAAUCUUAUUGCCACUCAGAAGCAUUGCUCUCCGUGUUAUUAAGAGGUUAAUACAGCUAAUUCCUGAAACUUCCAAGGUUUGUGUUGAGCACAUUGAUCGUUUCUAUGAAGAGUUUGGAUCUGAAGGGGUUGAAGAUGAUGAGAACAAGGAUGAACAGCCCCAAAAUAUCAAAUCUUGGAAGCCUUCCAAACCUUCUGAUCAUCAAGCACUUUUUGGGGGUAAUCCAAGUGAUGACUUUAUGAUAGGUGUUAAGUUUACUAGGAGGAGUGUAAAAUUAUAUGGUGAUUUUUAUUCCUCGGACAUUAUUGUUGCUUCUCCUGUUGCAUUGAUUACUAAAAUUGGGAAGACCGAGAUGAACAAGGAACUAGACACUGAUUAUCUUUCUUCUAUAGAGGUUCUUAUUAUCGAUCAUGCAGAUGUAAUAUCAAUGCAGAAUUGGGACUUUUUGAAAUCUGUCAUUGAGCAACUGAACCACAUACCAUCCAAGCAGCAUGGAACCAACAUUAUGCGUAUCAGACAGUGGUAUCUAGAUGGGUAUGCGAGAUUUUACAGGCAAUCGAUUAUUUUAGGCUAUUAUUUAAACCCAGAUAUGAACGCUCUUUUCAAUCACCAUUGCAGCAACUAUGAAGGAAAAGUGAAGUUGGCAUCCCAGUUUAAAGGUGUUCUUCCAAAAGUUUUGCUCCAAGUCCGGCAGGUUUAUGAGCGAUUUGAUGCAGACUCAGUAGCAGAUGUUGAUGAUGCCCGUCUUGAAUAUUUUACCAAGAAGGUGUUUCCAAAGAUAAAAGAUUCUAUUCAGGGAGGGAUUAUGCUAUUUGUCAGUUCUUACUUUGAAUUUGUUCGUCUGCGGAAUUUUUUGAAGUCACAAAAUGCAUCAUUCUGUCUGCUUGGAGAUUACACGGAUCAGCGAGACAUAUCUCGUGCACGAGUUUGGUUUUUUGAAGGGAAGCGGAAGAUCAUGGUUUACACUGAGAGAAUUCAUUUUUAUCGCAGAUAUAAGAUUCGUGGCAUCAGAAAUAUGAUCAUUUAUUCUCUCCCAGAGCGGAAGGAAUUUUAUCCCGAGAUUGUUAAUAUGCUUGAAGAGUCUGAUGAAGCAACAUGCACAGUGCUAUUUUCUCGUUUCGAUCAGCUCAGGCUUGAGAGAAUUGUAGGAUCUGCUUCAGCGAAACAGAUGGUGAAAUCAGAAAAGGGAGUCUUUGUUUUCUGCUGAAAGGCUCCUCAAUGACCUAUGGCUUAGGAAACCUCGGUUGUCACUGAAGACUGGGAUUUAACUUGAGUGAGAAUAGAGGUCUGGACUUAUUCUUACAGAGUUUAAUAUACAGAUUCACAUGCUUAAAGAAGCCGCAUUAAGAAUCAGAUUCACUGCUACUCUGCGAAAAGGAUAACUCUUCUUAAUGUUGUUCUCUGGUCUCAAGCUGCAAUGAAAAAUUAUUGUUGUAAUUGUAACACAAGAUAAUUUAUGGUCCCCUUGAUUUCGAUUUUUUUUUCCCUCCACCAAAUGUAAAAGGGAAUGCUGGUUCAUAAACCAAAAACAUUUAU